This is a messenger RNA of Lepus europaeus (European hare), 4283 nucleotides long. It is a transcript of the gene RASSF2, whose product is annotated as Ras association domain family member 2. Gene Ontology annotation, biological process: positive regulation of protein kinase activity; regulation of non-canonical NF-kappaB signal transduction; signal transduction. The record is from RefSeq and is a predicted model, not a curated record. Gene Ontology annotation, cellular component: cytoplasm; nucleus. NCBI's taxonomy places the organism in Eukaryota, Metazoa, Chordata, Mammalia, Lagomorpha, Leporidae.
CGGGGUUGGGGCUUGGCCACCCUGCACCCUUAGGACCCCUUCCUCUUGGGCGGGGGGAGAUGCUGCAAGGUAUCCGGAAUCCGCGGGCCUAGCACGUGUUCUCCGGGGGCGCAGAGGCAGGGUCCGCAGCCGGCCAGCGUUACGGCCUCUUUCUGAUGAGAAGAGCAAAGAAGGAUGGACUACACUCCCCAAACUUCCCUCGUCCCAUGUGGACAAGAUAAAUACAUUUCAAGUAAGACUUUUGCGAUCAUGCUGAAUGAACUUCUCCUGCACCUCAAGACCUACAACUUGUACUACCAGGGCCAGAACCUGCAGCUCCGGCACCGAGAGGAAAAAGAUGAGUUCAUCGUGGAGGGGCUGCUGAACAUCUCGUGGGGGCUGCGCCGGCCCAUCCGGCUGCAGAUGCAGGAUGACAACGAGCGCCUGCGCCCCCCUCCGUCCUCUUCCUCCUGGCACUCCGGCCUGCAACUUGGGGGCUCAGGGCACCAUCCUGAGCCCCUCACCAUGCCCAACAUUCAGAUCUCAGAGGUGGACGCCCCAGCCGAGAGCGAGCAGGCACUGAGCCCCACAGACUCCAGGGGCCUGAAGCCCCUGCAGGAAGACACCCCUCAGCUGAUGCGCACGCGCAGUGGUGGAGUGCGUCGCCGUGGCAACGUGAGGACGCCCAGCGACCAGCGGCGAAUCAGACGCCACCGCUUCUCCAUCAAUGGGCAUUUCUACAACCACAAGACGUCCGUGUUCACGCCUGCCUACGGCUCCGUCACCAACGUCCGCAUCAAUAGCACCAUGACCACGCCACAGGUGCUGAAGCUGCUCCUCAACAAAUUUAAGAUUGAGAACUCCGCGGAGGAGUGCUUGUACGUGGUCCAUACCAGCGGCGAGAAACAGAAGCUCAAGGCCACCGACUACCCUCUGAUCGCCCGGAUCCUCCAGGGCCCCUGCGAGCAGGUUGCCAAGGUGUUCCUGAUGGAGAAGGACCAGGUGGAGGAAGUCACCUACGACGUGGCCCAGUACAUCAAGUUUGAGAUGCCUGUGCUUAAAAGUUUCAUUCAGAAGCUCCAAGAAGAAGAAGACCGGGAGGUAAAGAAGCUGAUGCGCAGAUACACUGUGCUCCGGCUGAUGAUCCGGCAGAGGCUGGAAGAGAUCGCUGAGACCCCAGCCACAAUCUGAGCUGCAGGCAGCGGGGGAUCCAGGCUCCCUCGGGGCUGCCGUGGACAGGAGAGCGCUCACAGGAAGCUGAGCACUUCCUUUCCAUGGGAAACGCUAACCUUUUCAGCCCCUGACCACCCUCGUGUGCUCCGUGUGCUCCCCGGAGCAGGAAGAAGAAACCAGCAGACGACUCCCCUUCCCCGGAUCCCUGCUCUUUUCUUUGACUUAGCAAGGACUUUUGAUUUUUGUUCUAAGACCCAAACUGUGUGUGUGUGUGUGUGCGCGCGCGCAUGCACAUACAUGUGUGCACAGGAUAUGUGUCUGUGUGCCUCCCUGAUAAUUUCACAUACAGUUGAAUUCCCAGCAGCCAGCUGUGAGGCUGGUGGAGGCGCCGCUGGCGGGCAGGGAAUUCGGCGGAGUUGCUGACCUGAGCGACUUGGCGUUAAAGGAGAGCUCUCCCCUACCCCGUGCUAGGGAGCAGCCGCACGUGUCAGCCCGUGCCUCGAAGGUGGAGGGGCUCCUGCAGGCUCACCGUGCCGGGUAUGUAUGUGUUAGGAGAGAUUCUCCCUGGAUGUCUGUCUAGAAGGAUGGGUGAAUGUGAGAUUGAUCCCUGGAAAUUAACAAAGGAACAGCCCCAUACCCCUGGGGCAGGUGUCUUGGAAAGAAAAAGAUGAACCAUCAAGGGGUCGAUGCAGUAAGCCCUUCUACACUGGGUAUUCAGCUCACGUCAAGAAGGAAGGCGUGUGUGAUGUUCUCUACGGAAGCCUGCCAAGAAUACACUGUAUCCCUGUCCCCAGCUCAAGGGGACGGGGACGUAUGCGUUUCUCCCGGCAUGCCACGCGGCCAGCCCCUGCCUUCCUGGAGUUGAAGGAAGGGUCUCCUGAAACAGUGCUCACUGGUGAGCAUGUGGCACUGACUGGCUGGCUCAUCCUGGGAUGGUGGCCAGCAGGCUUCUGGGUUCCCUUUUAAGGGCUGAAGGGACGUGGAGAGGUGACAGGUGCCUUCCUGCCCGGCCCACUGCCACGUCUUCCCAGGACUCGCACUGCACCAGGAGCUGGGGCUGUGCCUUGUGCUUUCCAACCUCUGGAUUCUUCCAAACUGCCCUCACCCUGCGUGUGGAAUUGGACUCCAAGAAUGAGGGCUCCUCUGAGCGGGGGCUCCAGGAAGCUCCUCAGAGCAGGGGCCUCUCCAUCUCCAGCAGCCACCCAGGGCUCUUCACAGCCGACCCCGAUGGAGGGGAAAGGAAAGGACCGACUGUCCUUCCCAUCAGGAAGACUGCCGGGCAGCGGGCUCCGGGGUGACUGGUGCAGUUGGAGGAGGGACAGACAAGUGCUGCCUUGUGGAGGUCAAGCCAGGCAAGACCAGGAUCUCCUGCAACAGGCGUCUCUCAGCCUUGCUGGGGGAGGGGAGCUCCCCAUCUCCUCCGCACCCCCUGCUCCAAGGAAGGAGAGCCACUGGUCAGCUGUUCCUGCCCCGGACACCCUCCUGUGCCCCCUGCUUGUACCGGUGGCCUCCCCGCUGGCCUCCUUAGAAGGCUCACAGCCGUGGGCUCACUGCUGGCUUCCCAAAGCAGACCUGCUGCUCCCUGGUGCUCAGCCAGGGGUCUCCUAGCCAGCCUACCCCUCUGUGGGGACAGCACCACCAGCCCUGUGAGUCGUGUGGCAUGGAAACCCAGAGGGGCUUAGUCUCAAGCAUACACCUGUUAGCUUCUGCAGAGGGCACACGUCGGGGGACAAAGAGCAGAGGUCAGGGCUGGGACUUUUUUGUUAUCAAUGGGAAAGAGCAAGUUUAUGAAUGAAAUGCCCCUCCUGGGCUUGGCAUUUGGAGAACUUCUCCCAUUGUUUUUAUCUUGACUGUUCAAGGCCUUUGAUGGCCCCAAGAAUUCUCCCUAGGGGGCUGGAAGGCAGUGUCUCCAGCUAGCACAUUACUAACCCCUAACUCUUACUGGAGGCCGAUCGCCAGUUCCUGAAAAUUCUAAUUGGCACGCGGAAAUGUUGCCAAACGCCCAGUUUGCCAGGUCACUUGGUGAGGAGGCAACACGAGGGAGGACUUGACUUUUCAAAGGUCAGGAGUGGGACUGGGGGGAGACACACCUUAUGCAGCUGGGGCUCCAGAGCACAAGUGGUGGGCGUGUGGGUGGGGAGUUUGCUCACUGGCCUCCAGGGCGCUGCAUUUCGACUGAGUUGAGGUUGAGGCAGCUAGUCGUGGGGUAUCAGCCACCCAGCCACAAGAAAAACAGGGAGACCGAGGUCGAGAAAUAUUUCCACCUCUCCACUCUCCCUACAAAAAAAGCACACAACACUGUCUCCUAGGAACGGCUAGAUACCCACAUUUUAUCUUCGUACCUGCAGUAUGUAGCAACUCCACGCAAAACCAUCUUGGCCAGAGUUCUCUCCUAUGAGAUUGGAGGGUUGUCAGGAGGGUGGAAGGAGAAAGGGCGGUAGAAGCUAGAAGAAGCUCUCUCAAACAACAAAAGCACAACAAGAAAAAACUCUCAACAUUGUAUUUCAAAGCUAUGUGACAUGGAGAACGUGGGGUCAGUUACACACACCUCCAAGAGGGAAACGACAAAACAUGUUGGGAGUCUCUAAGCCACCCAGCUAUGACGUCAGCAAUGAGCCGGGAGGCAGAGGAGGCUGCCCUGAGCCUCUUGCUACGGCAGGCAGCACGGGCUGUUGAGUUGUAGCCUGGGGCCUAGGUGGUGAGAUGGUGCGGUAGAAGCAAAGCCAGCCGUGGCACGCCACCUGCCGGACGGAAUGGGACGCAUUGGCCCUGUCUCUGGAUGCGGGUCAAGAGACCCACAAGCUGUGAAAGAAAGGCCUCGGUUUACCCUUGGAAACAUCCGGGUGCCUUGCAGACCCGUGUCCAGGAUGAUGCUCCCAGGGUGCAGUCGCUAGUGUCUUUGAAAAAGCCCCUGAGCACUGGGAAGCGUGCUUUUAAAAAAAAAAAAUCCUAACUUGCCUUCCAGCCAUGGUACCUGACCCCACUGGAUGUUUGGUUCUGAACUUCAAGACAGCUGUUUCUCGGUGUCUUCAUGUGGUCUGGCAGGGCCUCCUGUCGGGAGCUGUGCAUUUCUGUAGCGUUUUGAUGUGUGUGAACGCCCCUGCCCUAGAUGUCAAAAUAAAGCACUUUCC